Molecule: messenger RNA, 2542 nt
Organism: Capsicum annuum
Lineage: Eukaryota; Viridiplantae; Streptophyta; Magnoliopsida; Solanales; Solanaceae
Product: scarecrow-like protein 15
Exons: 1
Coding region: 545-2191 (548 amino acids)
Biological process (GO): regulation of DNA-templated transcription
Cellular component (GO): nucleus
Molecular function (GO): sequence-specific DNA binding; DNA-binding transcription factor activity
Source: RefSeq, a predicted model, not a curated record
AAGAUAAAAUCAAGAAUUUAAAUUUUGUUCACCAUCAGUCUGUGUUGUAUCCUAUAAAAUAUUUUAUAUAAAAAUUUAAAAAAAUAUUUGAUAACCUGCAAUAUCAAAUUAAAUUUACUUGAUAUCAUAAAACAUUUUAUAUAGUACUGUCAAACACACAAAACAUAAAUUAAAUCAAUCACUUCAUACUCGUGUGCUGCAUGUUCCUAUCCUUACAUAUACUAUAAAUCCAUCCAUGCAUGGCAUAUAAUGCAUCCCAUCCCACGCACGCAAAGAUAAAAAGGCAACAAUCAUCAUCUCCUCAAAAAGCCUCCGUUUUUUUCCAAAGUUUUCCGAGCCAUUGAAGAAAGUUGAAACAAAGCUAAAAAGAAACACCUCCCACACAAAGUCUUCCCCUUCUAUUAAAGCACAGAGACACCAUACUCACCAAAACGCCUCGAUCGAUCACUCAAAUUCAAAAUACUAACUUUCUUGUAAAUUUCAUCUGGUCUUUUAGACGCACUUUGGAUACGGUUACCAACAAUUUUCUCCUUUUCUCAGAGAAAUGAAAGUGCCCUUUUCCACUAAUGACAACGUGAGUUCUAAACCAUUGAUUAGCAACAACAACAAUAACAAUAACCUUCGAAACGUUACCUUCCCGGCCGCUACCAACGGCCCUAAUUUGUGCUACGAACCCAAAUCAGUCCUCGAGCUCCGCCGUAGCCCAAGCCCCAUCGUCGAAAAGCAGAUUACAACGAAUCCAGAUUUGUCAAAUCUGUGUGGCAGCGAAGAUCCUCUUCAGUUAGGUGAUCAUGUUCUGAGCAACUUUGAAGAUUGGGAUUCAUUGAUGAGAGAACUUGGCUUGCACGACGAUUCUGCUUCCCUUUCGAAAACUAACCCUCAACUCAGCCUCACCCACAGCGAGUCACUGACUCAUUUCCAUAAUCUCUCCGACUUCUCAGCUGACUCGACUCAGUUUGCUAGCCCUGAUUUUUCUUUCUCUGAGAGUACUUUCCCUCAGCAGUUCCCCGCGGUGAAUCAGGGAAGUUUCAUCAACGCCCUCGAUCUCUCCGGUGAUAUCCACCAGAAUUGGAACGUAGGAUUUGAUUACGUUGAUGAACUCAUUCGUUUCGCUGAGUGCUUCGAAACGAAUGCUUUCCAACUCGCACAUGUGAUACUGGCACGGCUCAAUCAACGCCUCAGAUCCGCCGCCGGAAAACCUCUCCAACGAGCUGCCUUUUACUUCAAGGAAGCACUUCAAGCUCAACUCGCUGGGUCAACUCGGCAAACUCGUCCAUCGAGUUCCUCCGAUGUGAUUCAAACUAUCAAAUCGUACAAAAUAUUCUCGAAUAUUUCUCCGAUCCCUAUGUUCUCUAGCUUCACAGCGAAUCAAGCCGUGCUGGAAGCAGUUGACGGCUCGAUGCUAGUCCACGUCAUCGAUUUCGACAUCGGGCUUGGUGGUCACUGGGCUUCCUUCAUGAAAGAGUUAGCCGAUAAAGCCGAGUGCCGUAAAGCAAACGCGCCGGUUCUUCGAAUUACAGCUCUAGUUCCUGAAGAAUACGCUGUGGAAUCAAGGUUGAUCAGAGAAAACUUAACCCAAUUUGCUCGUGAACUCAAUAUUGGUUUCGAAAUUGACUUUGCUCUAAUUCGUACAUUCGAAUUGUUAUCUUUCAAAGCCAUAAAGUUCAUGGAGGGAGAGAAAACAGCGGUGCUUUUAUCCCCCGCUAUAUUCCGACGGGUCGGGUCAGGAUUUGUUAACGACCUCCGUCGUAUAUCCCCUAACGUGGUGGUACACGUUGACAGCGAAGGACUUUUGGGUUAUAAUGCGAUGUCGUUCCGGCAGACAGUAAUAGACGGGCUAGAAUUCUACUCUACCCUACUGGAAUCACUGGAAGCGGCAAAUAUUGGUGGCGGGAACUGCGGUGAUUGGAUGAGGAAGAUUGAGAAUUACGUGCUGUUUCCGAAGAUAGUUGAUAUGGUGGCGGCUAUAGGGCGGCGAGGCGUCGGCUUCGGGGGAGGAGGAUCAUGGAAGGAUGCGAUGGUGGGUGCCGGAUUCCGGCCGAUGGGGUUAAGCCAGUUUGCGGAUUUUCAGGCAGAUUGUUUGUUGGGGAGAGUACAGGUAAGAGGAUUCCACGUGGCAAAGAGACAAGCAGAGAUGUUGCUUUGCUGGCAUGAUAGGGCAUUAGUAGCCACGUCAGCAUGGAGGUGUUAGUUAAUCAAAAUAAUGAGUAAUAACUAACCCGAAACCAAAACUAGUUGUACUAAUAAUAAUAGUAAGGAUUUGGAUCUUAAUUAGAUGUAUGGUUCAGUUUUAGGGGUUGGGUUGUAGCAUAUAGCAACACACAAAAAAAAACUCAAAAAGAAACUUUAAGAAGUUCAAUGGUCUUUUUUUUUUUUUUUGGUUCCCUACAAUUGUGUUGGUAGCCAUCUAUCUUUUGUAAUUUUGUAGCUUCAUUUGAGUCUAAGGUCGAGGUUGGUGUCUAUUAUUAGUGGAUAAUUGCAAUUUCUAGCUCUUUUCUCAUUUGUUAAUCUGAAAGGAUACAUCGUCGUGUUCAACUACUAA